AUGGCCUUCUCCUUCGGUGGGUGCAGCUGGAGUAGUCGUGUAGAGCUGACCAUCAGGCGCGCCCGCGGCACAGACCCAGGCGCAGCCCGCGGCCUCCGGCUCGUUGUUUGGAAGUACGUCGCCGUUCCAUUGUUUACCAUGCUGACCGCAGACACUGCCAACACUAGCACGUCCAACACGAGCGGAACGGGAACGGGAUUCAGCGGAUUCGGCACUGCCAACAACACCACGACGCAGCAGCCGGCGAGCGGCGGUCUGUUCGGCUCAACGAGCAACAACACUGCCAACACUUCCACCGGCGGCACCGGGCUGUUUGGACAACAGCAGGCGAAGCCCGCCGGCGGUCUGUUCGGAUCGACAUCGACGCCGGCAACGAACACGGGCGGCGGUCUGUUUGGCUCGACGUCACAGCCCGCGCAGCAGACUGGCACGACGGGUGGCGGUCUGUUUGGCUCCACCAGCACGCCGGCUGCCAACACAAACACUGGUGGUGGUCUCUUCGGAUCAACGACGCAGCCGGCUCAGCAGACCGGCGGCACGGGGCUGUUCGGCUCGCAACCUGCUUCCAACACGGCGACGACGGGCGGUCUCUUUGGUCAGGCGAACAACAACGCGGCUCAGCCGGCAUCAGGCGGUCUGUUCGGGUCAACGGCGGCGAAGCCUGCGACCGGUGGUCUGUUCGGAUCGACGACCCAACAGCCGGCUGCUUCUGGCGGCCUUUUCGGAUCGACGACUCAGCAACAGCCUCAGCAGAGCGGACUCUUCGGCUCGACAGCCAACACUCAGCAGAACCAGCAACAGAGCAGCCUUUUCGGUGCGCCGAAGCCGGCAGGUGGUCUGUUCGGCUCCACGGCACAGCAGCCGAAUGCUCUCGGAGCGUCCACUCAGCAGCCCGGUCUCUUCGGAAGCACGAAUCAGCAGCCGCAGCAGCCGGCCGUUGCGCCCGAGCCGACGAUCGAGGAGCGAAUGAUGGCGAUCAAGAAUGCGUGGGAUCCCGCUAGCCCGGACUGCAAGUUCAAGUACUUCUUCUACAACGUUGUGGAGCCGGGGACGACUGGGGCGUACGGUCGGCCAGCAGGUGCUACGGACGAUGCGAAGUGGGCGCGUGCCGUUCGAGACAACCCCGAUCCCUCUUGCAUGGUCCCGGUUUUGGCGACAAGCUUCUCGGAUGUGAAGAAGCGAGUGCAGGCGCAGGAACAGCUUGCGAGUGUUCACCAGCAGCGUGUCAAGGAGCUGAACGCCGCACUGCAGAAGCUGAGCCAGCAGACGGCGCUCUCGUCGAGUGUACGGCUACAGGCUCUGCAGCAACACCUGGCCCAACUGCAGCAGCGUCUGCUGCACCUGGCGGCGCAGGCGCCGAACUUUGCGCCUGCCCAGUCAUCAGCGUUCCGGCCAGAGGAGGGUGAGAUGAAGCAGACGCUCGAGGAGGUGAAGGACACGCUGGACGGCCGCCAGCGCCUCGUCACGAAGAACAGCGUGGGUCUUUCCGCCGCGCCGCGCGCGCCGAGCAAGGGUCGCAUGAUUGGCCAGGUGAACGAGCUCUGGGGACAAAUCGAGGAGGUCCGCCGCCUGCGCCGAAGAGGCGACCAGGACUGGACCGGCGAUGAGAAGCUCCUCGCCGAGAUUGCCGUUGUGCUCGAGCAGCAGCAGACGGCGCUCAGCAAGCUCAGCCAGCUGUCGAGCAAGGGUGUGUUCGAUGCGGACGUCAUGCAGAAGGGCAUCGUCGGGCUCGAGGGGAGGUAG
This is a messenger RNA of Trichosporon asahii var. asahii CBS 2479, 1743 nucleotides long. RefSeq lists its product as uncharacterized. Bases 1 to 1743 code for a protein of 580 amino acids. Gene Ontology annotation, cellular component: nuclear pore central transport channel; nuclear pore. Gene Ontology annotation, molecular function: structural constituent of nuclear pore. The record is from RefSeq and is a predicted model, not a curated record. Lineage: Eukaryota; Fungi; Basidiomycota; Tremellomycetes; Trichosporonales; Trichosporonaceae. Gene Ontology annotation, biological process: protein localization to nuclear inner membrane; NLS-bearing protein import into nucleus; nuclear pore organization. The transcript has 2 exons.